CAGGUGUUACGUGUCUCCCUCUCUUCCUCUCCCUCUCUGCAUCUGUCGCUUACUUAAGUACUGUUCUCUCUCUUCGCUCGCGCAGAAAGUCCGAUCGAUCCGGCUGCGCACCGCGUGCACGGCUGAUCAAACACAUCUGUACUCUCGAGCUCCACUUAAACUGCUGCCUGCGACCGCACCAACGUCCUCUGACACAGCUGGGCCUGCAAUGCUGUAGUCUGUGAAGCCAGGAACUUGCUUGAGUACUCAUCACCAGAAUGCGCUCCUCCCUUGGGCCAGUAACUAAGCCAGCCUCCCUUACCCUGCAGCAGGAACUGGACUCAGGCAAGGCCGAUCGAGGGGACUCACCUCCUCUUUCCUCCCCUAUUUACGCCUCCUCGCUCGGCAACCACACCAUCUGCAUUCCAUCUCCCUAUGUGGAGACCAGUCAGGAUUACUCAACACCACAUGGGGGAGAAUUCAACCUUGGAGCCCUAACACUCUACAGCCCAGUGUCCUCCACUUUGCUGGGAUUCCCCCAUUCUCCUGUGUCUGAAAGCUCAGUCCCACUUAGUCCGACAAUCUUCUGGCCUCCCCACACCACACACACCACUCUCCACUGCCCACCUCCUUUGGCUUAUUGUGAACCGUACGCACACACCGCGUGGGAAGACGCGAAGACUCUUAGCCUUAAUCAGAGCAGUUCUGUCCUUGCUCAUGCAAAGUUGUUAGGGCAGCAACUGGGUGGUGAUGAUGCCUUGAAUCCUUUGCCAGGGAUUGUGAGUAAAGGAGACACACAAUUCUGUGCAGUGUGUCAUGACUACGCCUCUGGGUAUCACUAUUGUGUCUGGUCAUGUGAGGGGUGCAAGGCUUUCUUCAAACGGAGCUUUCAAGGACACAAUGACUACAUUUGUCCAGCUACCAACCAGUGCACUAUCGACAAGAGCAGACGCAAGAGCUGCCAGGCCUGUCGACUGCGCAGGUGCUAUGAAGUGGGCAUGAUGAAGUGUGGUGUGAGGCAGGAACGCUGCAGUUACCGUGGUGCUCGUCAUCGCCGCACCCCCCAGAAUAAAGAACGCUUGGGCGGGGCAUUAGGGGUCAGAGGUCACUCCCAGCAUCAUCUAGAAUUUCCUCUCAAUCCCCCUCAUCAUUCUUUUCCUUCAGGGGGUGGGGCUGAGGGGCAUGGCCUGAAACUCUCACCUGAGCAGUUAGUGAACUGUAUUCUGCAGGCGGAGCCUCCUCAGAUUUACCUGCGAGAGCCAGUAAAGAAGCCGUAUACAGAGGCCAGCAUGAUGAUGUCACUAACCAACCUCGCUGAUAGGGAGCUUGUGCUCAUGAUCAGCUGGGCUAAGAAGAUACCAGGUUUUGUGGAGCUGAGUUUGUCAGAUCAGGUGCAUCUAUUGGAAUGCUGCUGGCUGGAUAUUCUCAUGUUGGGAUUAAUGUGGAGAUCUGUGGAUCAUCCCGGGAAACUCAUCUUCUCACCAGACCUCAAACUCAACCGGGAUGAGGGGAGUUGUGUUGAAGGCAUAAUGGAGAUCUUUGACAUGCUGCUGGCCACCACCUCCAGAUUCAGAGAACUGAAGCUACAGAGAGAGGAAUAUGUGUGCCUCAAAGCCGUAAUCCUUCUAAACUCCAAUAACUGUUCAAGCUCAUCACAGAACCUUGAUAAUGUGGAGAGUCGUGGGAAGGUUCUGAGGCUGCUGGACUCUGUGACUGACGCUCUGGUUUGGGCCAUCUCCAGAACCGGACUGUCUACACAGCAGCAAUCCAUUCGGCUCGCCCACCUGCUGAUGCUGCUCUCACAUAUACGACACCUCAGCAACAAAGGCAUUGAGCAUCUGUCGAGAAUGAAGAGAAAAAACGUGGUGCUUCUGUACGAUCUUUUGCUAGAGAUGCUGGAUGCGAACACUUCUCAGAGCAGCCGCAUGCUGGUGGCUGACGCAGAUUCCUCCCCCUGGCAAGACACACAACAGACCCCAGAAACCCAUCUAAACUCAUCAAGACAGCAGCCUGCACCGAAAGAGAUUGACCCUGUGACCUGCCACAGUCCAUGAGUGCAAAGUAAAUGAGGAGCUGCAGGUGGGGUGAUGUUGGGUCCUCAUUGAAUGUCCGACCAGGGGCCCAAGUAGAACUUCUAAAAACAUUUUUAGGCAAAACUGUACACAGCUGAAAAAUGAAAAUGUUGGAGAAAUUAGAGAUUCAAUAACCUUUUUGUCCUGUGGCUCACACUGGCAGUGCAAGGUUUGCAUUAUAAUAAGUUUGUAAUAAAAUGUACUUUAUUGAUUCUCUAUGAUUAAUGGCUAUUUAUAUCAUGGCCUAUUUCAGUGGACCCAUUAUGUAAUCCACACUACAACAAUUAUUUAAAUUAAAAAUGACUCGAAUAAACAAAAGGACAAACAGCAUUCUUUAGAUAACCGUAAAGAACAAAACAAAAUAUCUGACACUUUGGCCGUAAGAGUGAAAGUGAAACUUGUUGGCUUUUCACCAAAUUAUUACCAUAAUAACUGGAUUUCAAAAAUAAAAAAAAUAAUAUCUGGUUGCCAGAAGAAUUCUAGCAGAUAAACCAGAAAAUCAAUGACAUAUAACAUAUCUGUUGAGAUAAUUUAACAACUUCAGUAGUUUUACAUUAUUCACACAUGCACACACAAAAAACCCCAAAAUGCAGCCAUUUAAACUUGGCUGAAUAAAUUAAAACAUAAAAGAACUCAAAUGAAAAAGACACCUCUUUCUCUCUCCCGCUCCAUUUCUAUCCAUGGCUUUGACCAAAAAAACGGCAGUUAAAAGAGCUACAAAUAAAAUAUUUGUAUAUAAGUCAUAUUUAAAUAUAAGUCAUUGCACAUUGACUUUGAGUCCCAGAAACUAUACAACUCAUUCUGUCAAUAUAUAUGAACAUCUUGUUCACACAGACGCAUCAACAGGGUUUCUAUUUAAAUAUACAGUCACGAGUGAGCUAAAGCUUAAAUUAUUCUGUGAUUUACAUUUAAAAAAUAAAUACAUUUAUUUUUGUGUGAAGGAGAAUUUCAGUGUUUUCAUGACUUCUAGAGUAGACAGUUCUAUUUUGCUAUAUAAAACAGUUAAAACUUUAUUGAGUGGACCUUUGAUUAAGCACUAAACCUGUACUUUUAUCCCCCGAAAAGUUCUCCAAGAAUUCAAAUAUAAUCUUUCAUGAGGGAAGGAUUCAGAACAAUCCCUCUCCCUGUUGAGCAACAGACCUUAGAACCAGAAACGGAAAGUUACUGUCUAUUGCAUGUUCUGAUUGUUGUAAUAAAAACUACUGAAUGUUGAUGUCCAAAUGUAAGAGUUUUGUCUCUCACAUCAAACAGAGCUACAGGAUCUGCUACAGUAUAGUUAACUGGGAAAAGUGGACUUAAUACAUCCCGUUUCCUCUUCCUAAUUUUACUGAAGCAUUG
Messenger RNA from Xyrauchen texanus (razorback sucker), 3389 nucleotides. RefSeq names its product estrogen receptor 2b (gene esr2b). The coding region runs from base 258 to 2033 and encodes 591 amino acids. The record is from RefSeq and is a predicted model, not a curated record. Gene Ontology annotation, molecular function: nuclear receptor activity; zinc ion binding; sequence-specific DNA binding. Gene Ontology annotation, cellular component: nucleus. NCBI's taxonomy places the organism in Eukaryota, Metazoa, Chordata, Actinopteri, Cypriniformes, Catostomidae. The transcript has 10 exons. Gene Ontology annotation, biological process: regulation of DNA-templated transcription; estrogen receptor signaling pathway; cellular response to estradiol stimulus.